CGGAUACCAAACAAAGUGCGUCACUCAUCCUCCAGUCAACUUACAGCUGGAAGGACAGGCAUUUGUUUUGGAAAUUUUAGCGAGCUACAUUUUUAUCACUGGUGAAACAUGGUGAAGAUCGCCUUUAACUCAGCUUUGGCGCAGAAGGCGCUGGGAAAGGAUGUCCUUGUCAACGACAAAGAUCCAGAGACUGCUUCGGUGUACCGUCAUGAGAGCUCCACAGGCCGCUGCCUACUCACCCUGCUCGGUCUUGCGUUCAUCCUGACCGGUCUCAUCGUUGGUGGAGCCUGUGUGUACCGUUACUUUACCCCAAAGAAGCUGUACCAUGGAGCCAUGCACUUCACCGAGAUGGACAACGAAGACAUCCGUGAGCCCUACUACCUGCCCCGCAUUGAUGAGGAGGUGGAGAUCCGUGAUAACGUGGCCACCAUCAAUGUCACCACACCCCACUUCAGCGAUGGGGACCCAGCUUACAUCCUGCAUGACUUCCAGCGGAAGCUGACAGCGUACCUGGAUCUGACCCUGCGCACCUGUUACAUCAUCCCGCUCAACACCUCCGUCGUCAUGCCGCCUCAGGAUCUCCUGGACCUCUUCAUGCAGCUGAUGGCCGGCUCCUACAAGACCUACCUGGUGCACGAGGACCUGGUGGUGACGGAGCGCAUCGAUGACCUCACUGACCUGGGUGUCUACAUCUACCGCCUGUGCGACGGCAAGGAGACCUACCGCAUGCAGCGCCGCUCUGAGAUCUACGGCAUCCAGAAACGGUCGGUGGAGAACUGUCGCACCAUUCGCCACUUUGAGAACAAGUUUGUGACCGUCACCAAGAUCUGCCAUGACUGAAGCGGUGGACACGCCUGCAGGAGGGGGUAGUGGAGGAGGGGAGGGGUGACUGCAAUUACCCCCCACCCCUCUCUCCCCCACCCCUCUCAGUGGCCCUGGUGUUUGGGAAAGGGGUUGGGGGUGGGGGGGGGGGGGGGGUGUGGGAAUGUGAGGGGGUGGCUGGGAUGAGGAGUGUGGCUGCUGUGACCUCUGACAAGGCCAGAAUCGGUCAGCUCACUCUUUGUUCUCAUUUUUGUGUACAUACAGCAAACUGCAAAUCCUCUUGACUCUCUCUCCUAUUCGCCGUUUUUGCAUAGUAGUGAGAAGUGUCUAUUUAAUGACGCCAACAAAAGCGACAAUAUAUAUUUAAAAAAAACAGCCCCAUAGUUGAUCACUUCCCUCUUUACUCCCCAGUUGCUACUGUAUGUAACUAAAUGACCGUGCUUUCGCUUUAAGCCCCUUAGAACUAACCCCUAACUUUUGCUGCUGAUCUCAAACUCUGUGCAUAUAGCUCUGUGUAUACCAUCACCGCAAGAGCAUCUUUAUUUAAAACAAAGUAAAAUAAGUAAAACUGUGUGUGUAUUCUACUAACCCUAUUGGGAUAGCACUGUCGCUUUGUUGGAGGAGAAUACUUUUUCCCUUUAUGAUAUAUGUAUUUAAGUCCGCUCAUGUUUGUGAUUAUCACUUGUUGCUCUUGUUUUGUUGUUCAUUUAGUUUUUUGUGUAUGUUUCCAAGAUGACAGUCCUUAACAUUUCUCCUUUACUUGACAACAGUGCAUGCCGUGCGUGUUAGCGCUUGUGUUAGGUAGUGCUUGUUUUUUUUUAGACUUGUUUAGAGAGAGGAGCGACUCAUUUAUGCGUUGUGAGCACAAGAAGGCCGCCAAGGCUGUGUCCACCAGCACCCUCUAGUGGCCAAUGUGAGGUAGUGCACUGAGGUGCUCCCCGCAUCACAAUGGGAAAUUGUUGGUGUGAGGGGGGCGGGGGAGCCCUGAGAUGUAAAGUAUUGUUCCCAUGGGAUAGUAUCUAUACUGUUAUGCUGGAGCUGUGCAGCUAACAGCAUGUACAGACAUUUAUUAUAACACGACUGAGAAAAUCGGGGCCCAAUUUGGUGAGCAGGAAGUAGGUCAAGCAGAAUUACUUUGCCAUGUCUGAUUGGUAGGAGAUGAGCAUCUGUAUGUAAACCGUGGCAUUUGACUGAUUUCACUUUUGACUGAUUUCACUUUUGAUGCCCACACAUGCACGUACACGGUGUAGGCCGCCCCAGUAGACCGACCCAGGCAGGUGCUUCUAGAAGCUUUGUAGACUUGGCGGGCCAUCUACCCCGCCUUGGUCUUCAAAUCGUUCUGCAUGAAUGAGGUUCUACCGAACACCACUGGGCUAAGAUGCUUCUCAAAGAUGGCAGAAACACACACACACAAACACACACACAAACACAGAGGACUGUGUAUCUGCAGUACCUCUGGGCGCUGUGCAUAAGCACGCUUGCGAUUCCCCUCCUUGUUGCUCACCCUUCAGCUAAAGGAUGCAGCAAGUCUCCUCACGUGGACCAAAGUUAAAACAAACUCGAUGAGUAAAAUUAUAAUGAAGGACGCUAAACCCACCAACCAAUUCAUUGGAAGAUUAGCAAAUGUUCCACUAGUGAAAUUCCCCUGUUAACGUUUUUAGGUGGUAGGUCACAAUUUGGGUAAAGGGAUCUGGAGCUGUGGUAGGAACUGAAGUUACAAAGUUUCUGUCAGGGCCUUUAUCUGUAGUUUGCACAUAGAAAGGAAGUAGGAGGCUUGUCCAGGGAGCCUGUGGUAUGCCACAUUUGGGUUGAUGCAAGCAGGUUUCUGUGACGAAAGGCCUCUAACUGCUGUAGAUACAGCUGUGUUUUAGAUGUUAACUGCUGUUGUCAUUUAUUGUGUGUAUGAGUUUUUUUUUUUUUUUUCUACCCCUUGUGUAACCAAGACAGGCGCCAAUUGUGUUUUUUGCUGUUACUUUAGCUUUCUCUGAGUCUUGUUGUCAAAAUCUCCUCCAUUUUGGGAUGAAGUAAAUUUUGAGGUGUGUGGAGAGAGGUGUUGUUACGACUGUGUUCCCAGCAGGACAAUCAGGAGGCGUAAUACACAGUGGGGCGGAUGAAGGGAUGAAAAAGUCACUGUGUUUUUUAUUCGCUUACGCUCUGCAUAGCCCUCAGCAUUUUAAAGAUGAUGACGGGAGGUCUGUGAACCCAACUGACAAAAUUUCACUUUGUAAGAUCUGUUGUUUUUUUUUUCCUUCUUUUUUUUUGUGUUGUGGUUAAAAUAAAGAUUAAUUUCUUUA
Alosa sapidissima (American shad) is the source of this 3116-nucleotide messenger RNA. RefSeq names its product integral membrane protein 2A-like. The transcript has 6 exons. Gene Ontology annotation, cellular component: Golgi apparatus; plasma membrane; extracellular exosome. Gene Ontology annotation, biological process: negative regulation of amyloid precursor protein biosynthetic process. Lineage: Eukaryota; Metazoa; Chordata; Actinopteri; Clupeiformes; Clupeidae. Gene Ontology annotation, molecular function: amyloid-beta binding. The coding region runs from base 109 to 840 and encodes 243 amino acids. The record is from RefSeq and is a predicted model, not a curated record.